This is a messenger RNA of Chilo suppressalis (striped riceborer), 3158 nucleotides long. The record is from the annotation of a GenBank genome assembly. NCBI's taxonomy places the organism in Eukaryota, Metazoa, Arthropoda, Insecta, Lepidoptera, Crambidae.
GGAAGAAUAAAAAAAUACGAUUGAAAUUCACAAACGCAAGGUUUCACUUUCAGGAUGGCACGACAGUAAGAACCUUCUCAUAUAUAUUAUCAGCUGACUCGGCACGCCGGCUCAUAGUGAACUUGUGCGCGCGCAGAGAUACGCGCCUCGUGUGGUGUUACACAAUAACAUGCAGUGCUAGUGCAACCAGCUUUGAAAAUGAGGCUGUCACUGCACAUAGCAGUCGUGUUGCUGGCGGUGUACCACACCUGCCAUGCCGACCGUGCUGCUAGGGCGAUCCCCAGUUUCUCAAACCAGAACUACGCUGUUUUCGGGGCACCGAUCAGGGCUGAUCUCAAUGAAGAUGGCUACUUCUACCCGAAGCCUAAGGUUCCUUUCCCGCCUCCAGAGCCGACGAACCAGAGGGAGACUUAUUAUCCACCGCCGCCUCCAAGGCCGUCACCGCCUAGGCCUCCACCACCCCCUGUUGUGGUCACGGAAGGCUACGCGUAUAACACUCCACGUGUGCCAUUCCCGCCGCCAACUAGGAGACCACCGCCACCGCCGCCGACGUUGAGCACAAUAUUGAGCCCUUACCGAACUACGGGAUACAACUACGAACCACCAAUAAUUCCGUUUACGUUGCCUACUAAUCGGCCGCCACCGCCUCCUCCUCCGCCGACGUUACCACCGAGGCCACCAACUAGGCCUCCUCCUCCUCCACCCCCUCCACCAACAUUACCUCCACGACCACCCCCUCCACCAACUAGACCACCCCCACCUCCACCCCCACCACCAACCAGACCACCUCCUCCUCCACCACCGCCACCAACUAGGCCACCACCACCUCCUACACUAAGAACAACAGGAUACAGCUAUCCAACCCCGACAGUACCUUUUACAUAUCCGACGAGACCUCCUCCUCCACCACCAACGACGGCAAGAACUUUCCCGCCUCCUACUUACCUCCCGCCUUCAACUACUAGACGGACUCCACCACCCCCUCCUCCACCGCCACCACCAACCAGACCACCUCCUCCUCCUCCGCCACCACCAACCAGACCACCCCCUCCUCCCCCCCCGCCACCAACCAGACCACCCCCUCCUCCUCCGCCGCCACCAACCAGACCUCCCCCACCUCCUCCCCCACCCCCAACAUUUAGAACAACAGGAUACACAUACCCGACUCCGACAAUACCAUUCACCUUUCCUACGACCACAAGACGCCCCCCACCACCAACGACGGCAAGAACUUUCCCGCCACCUACUUACCUCCCACCUCCAACUACUAGAAGGACCCCGCCUCCCCCACCACCUACCACAAGACGGCCCCCUCCACCAACAACAGCUAGGACUUACCCGCCACCUACUUAUCUCCCACCACCCACUACCAGAAGGCCCCCACCUCCACCUCCACCGCCGACUAGGCCACCUCCUACUUACCUCCCACCUGUGACCACCAGAAGGCCUCCACCUCCCCCACCUCCGACCACCAGAAGACCCCCACCUCCAACAACGGCUAGAACUUUCCCACCACCUACUUACCUUCCACCACCCACUACCAGAAGACCCCCACCUCCUCCACCACCGCCGACUAGACCACCUCCGACAUACCUCCCACCGCCAACCACUAGAAGGCCUCCGCCUCCCCCACCGCCACCACCAACCAGACCACCCCCUCCUCCACCCCCGCCUCCAACAAGACCACCCCCUCCACCACCUACUAGACCACCGCCUACAUACCUCCCACCACCCACUACCAGAAGAACCCCACCUCCCCCUCCUCCACCCACUAGACCACCUCCGACAUACCUCCCACCGCCAACCACUAGAAGGCCUCCGCCUCCCCCACCGCCACCACCAACCAGACCUCCCCCUCCCCCGCCCCCACCGCCGACCAGACCUCCCCCACCACCACCAACUUUCCGAACAACAGGCUACACUUACACCACUCCCAGAACACCUUUCACAUACCGCACAACGCGCCCUCCGCCGACCUAUCUUCCUCCCGUGACAACUAGGAGAACACCGCCCCCGCCCCCGCCAUCGCCGCCGCCGACAUAUUUACCCCCUUCAACUACCAGAAGGCCUCCACCCCCACCACCGCCGACUACCAGAAGGCCCCCACCCCCGCCCCCACCCCCACCGCCACCGACAACAAGAAGGCCCCCACCUCCCCCUCCGCCACCGCCAACGAGACCACCAUUCCGCACCACUGGCUACGACUACCCUAAACCCCCCUCCCCGUUCACUUACCCGACGACGAGAAGAACACCGCCUCCCACGGCGCCUACCUAUCUCCCACCAGUGACCACGCCUAGACCUACUCCACCCCCAACCAGACCUACUCCACCACCAACCAGACCCACGUUCAGAACCACCUACUACUACCCUAAGCCCAGCACAGAGUUCUAUUACACGACAAAGUCACCGGUGUAUAGCACAACGCGCCCACCGUUCGUCGAAAACGAAGGCUACUUCUACGAUCGACCCCGCGUUCCUUUCGUCUUCUAACGUAGAAAUAAGUUUAAAGGGCCCCGUAUACGGAACGAUUCGACGUUGCGAUCGAUCUGAAGGAAAUCGUCAACGAUCGAUCGUUCAGAAAUGCCACUAUUUACACGAAACGAUUGAUCGUAAACGAUUCGUCGUUGCGAUCGAUCUGAAGGGAAUCGUUAAGAUCAAUACAGACAAUUGGUACAGAUCAAUCGUACCGUAUAUGGGACAUUGACAUUGCAUGGGUUUUUGUUGCGAUCUCCGAUAUCGUCUGCGAUUAAGUAAAUCGUUAACGAUCUUGACAUACACUGUCGAUCCAUCGUUUCGAUCGGUCUGAAACGACGGAUCGUACAGAUCAAUCGUUCCGUAUAUGGUCCCUUAAGGAAACAAGUUGCCAUAAUUGUGAUACCAAACUGAACGCGCCGUUUGCGUUAAAAAGUCGCAAGUUCUUUUAUUAUUAUUUCGUUUAAACACUGCAAUGUAUAUUUUAAUGUAUAUUUUGUUGGUAAAGAGUUACCAUGGUUCUAGUGACGUAUUCAUAAUAGUAAAGUGUAUAUAUUAUAAUAUGUAUUUUUAAAUAGUAACUACGUAUAUAGUAUGAAAUACUCAAAAAUUUAAGCGAAUCGACACUGCCUUCGAAUAAAUAUGUUUAAGAAUUGUUUUUAAUAAACAUUUUAAAAAUAAUA